This is a messenger RNA of Plectropomus leopardus (leopard coralgrouper), 1179 nucleotides long. RefSeq names its product myozenin 2b (gene myoz2b). Gene Ontology annotation, cellular component: actin cytoskeleton; Z disc. The record is from RefSeq and is a predicted model, not a curated record. NCBI's taxonomy places the organism in Eukaryota, Metazoa, Chordata, Actinopteri, Perciformes, Serranidae. Gene Ontology annotation, molecular function: FATZ binding; telethonin binding; actin binding.
AGAGACACACUCACAGUUUGGCUUUAGUGCCCGGGAGUGUGAAGAUCAGGGAAGAUCAAACUACCUUACUGUAGGCUGACCCCUGAGCCUCUGUGUCUCCCCUUCAAGGAUACAGGUUGCACACCAGGGAAACCAUCACAGUACUCCUGCCAACCUUGCCAAAGCCACAAUGUCACAAUUCUGUACAAUGCCAACCGGAGAGAGGAAGAAACGUGCAGCAGCUAUUUGCCGAGAGGUCCAUGGUACCAAUGGGGACGUAAUGGAUCUCGGAAAGAAGCUCAGCACUCCCAAAGACAUUAUGCUGGAGGAGUUAUCAUUGCUUUCCAACAGAGGUUCCCGGCUUUUUAAAAUGCGCCAGAGGAGAUCUGAAAAAUACACAUUUGAAAGCAUUCAGAAUGAGGCAAAUGCACAGCUGAAUAACGAUAUUUCAACUGUGAAUACACAAACUGUGGAAAUUAAAGUGGAUGCUCCAGCUGAUGGAAGUACUGAAAAUGCAGAAACCACUGUUUCAGAAGUGACCGCAGAGAAGGUAGAAGCCAUACCUGUGCACAAGUCCUACCACUCCCCGUGGGAUCAGGCGAUCCUCAGUGACCCCGACCUCGCUGAAACUCUCAAACUGGCAUUAUCAGCACCAGAGCCACGACCAGACCUUCCUGAGUACAAAUGUUUUAACCGGGUUGCCACUCCUUUCGGCGGCUUUGACAAAGCUCCCAAAGGAAUCACAUUCAAGCUCCCUGUGGUGGACCUGAACCCGCCCAGCUACCCAGAGCUGCAGGAGCCAGGGAUCAAGCGACCCACCUUCAACAGGACAGCCCAGGGGUGGAUAUCUGAGGGCACCCAUCUGAUCCUACCCACGAUUACCCUGGAGCCCAUCAAAGUCCCAGAGUCUGACGAUCUGUAGGUGGUCUUAUUGUAUGUUAUCUGGCAACAUGAUGUUGGCUGUAGUAUUUCGACUCCCGUCUGUGGUGACAGCAGUCAUUUCAUAGCUCAGUUACAAUUCCUUACCAAUAUACUGAUUUUUUUUCCCCAUUCAACGGACACAGAAUGUUUCAUGCAUUUGCUGACUAGUGUGUUUCCACUGAUACUGAAAGCAAAACUGUAAAUUUUAUAAAUGUUCAGAUGAAUUGAUGAAUAUGAAAUGUAAAUAAAGAAUGUAACGUAUUUAUUGAUGGCACCCAA